Molecule: messenger RNA, 318 nt
Organism: Geodia barretti
Lineage: Eukaryota; Metazoa; Porifera; Demospongiae; Tetractinellida; Geodiidae
Source: the annotation of a GenBank genome assembly
AUGUCGCCCGAACUUAUCGCGAUACUUGCUAUGGGGUUUGCCGUAAUCGGCAUCCAGAUGACGACGUUCAUUUAUCUAAUGCAGCGCAUGGAUAGGAUUGAAGCUCGAAUGACAUCGUUAGAAGUUGGACUGAGCGGGCGGAUGUCUUCGCUGGAGGUGGAGACGAAAGAAAGCAUGGCGGAACUGAGAAUAGAGAUGGUAGAGCGUAUGUCAACGCUGGAAGUUUCUCUGACUGAGCGUGUCGCUCGGCUGGAAGGUGUUGUGUUGGGUCGUAUGGAGUCCGGUAAUGGCACGUUGGGGACGACCGGAGACGACUAA